AUGAACUUCCUGAUUACGGAUGUUCAGGAGAAGGAGGUGACUGAACCGACAGCUCCAAGCUUCCAUCAGGUUAAAUCGACUACAACCGGGUUCCCCGAACAUAAGAAGCGAACUCGGAUCUCAGCCUUCAAGCAAAAGCGACAGGCCGCAAAGCCAGAAGGAGACAAGCCAAAAGGAGAGACACCAAAAGUUUACACGACAGGAUCGAAAGAACCUCUUUCCCCACCAAGUCAAGAUGCGCAACAGACAACGCGACCAAGAGAUGAUCCCAAGUUGAACGAACAGGACAGUAUAGAUCGCGAAAACAAUGAUAGAAUAGCAUCCAUGUCACCAGAAGAGAUAGAGGCGGCUAGACAAGAGCUUUUCAAUGGUCUGGAUCCCUCUAUACUCGAAAUGCUACUCAAACGCGCCAACUUGGACGAAUCCACUGGGCCCUCACCUUUCGAUCCUCCUCCUAAUUCUACCUCCCAGGAUACCUCCUCAGAUGCAAAGCCGACGCAAGAUCCUCCUGAGAUAUUGGUAGAAGAUACAUCCGCUCAAUCAAAUAGUAAUAAACCCGAUGAGAAACCCUCAGAGCAGACCGAGACAGAACCAGCUACUACGGCCGGUUCUAAACAUGUACGAUGGGCCUCAGUAGCAGACGAGGAAGAGGAAGAAGCGAAAGCAAUUCCGGAGACAAAACCAACACCCGCCUCACAAGUCUCUUCCGAUAACACCGCCGCACAGAAUCCCCCUUCGGCAGAGCCCGCAGAACAACCCAACCCUAUCGACCCCGAACAAGCACCAACCAAGCCGCACUGGCCGCAGCCCCCUCAACCCGGAGACCUCGACCCGCACGACCCCGACUUCCUCCAAAAGCUCCACGAGAAGUACUUCCCAAGCCUGCCCGCGGACCCCUCGAAACUAGCCUGGAUGGCGCCCGUGCCGACGCCCAACUCGCCCGCCGACUACGACAGCCCGUACCAUCCACAGCAGGACUCCCUCCCCGUCUCCGUGCUGCGCUUCGACUUCCGGGGCUCGUUACUCCCGCCGCGGAUCGCGCGCGCCGUCCCCGUGACCAAGGGCCUGCACCACCACGGCGAGGCGCCAGAGGCCGCGGGGUACACGGUGCGCGAGCUAGCGCGCCUAUGCCGCAGCGCCGUUCCGGGCCAGAGGUGUGUUGCGUACCAGACUCUCGGUCGCAUUCUGUACCGGCUCGGGCGCGGCGAGUUUGGCGGGGCAGACGCCGCCGUCGCUCAAGGCAUAUGGGCGGAUGUGGAGGAUGGCGCCGUCAUGCGCAGCUUAUAUGAGGAGGCGGGAACCGAGGAGGGUAGAGGACACCGUAGCGCAAGAGUGUUUGCUAUAGAAGCGAUAUGGCUAUACGAGAAGGGCGGGUGGAAAGAGCGUUUGCGAAAGGGCAAAUAG
Daldinia childiae is the source of this 1404-nucleotide messenger RNA. Its product is annotated as RNA polymerase II-associated protein RBA50. Gene Ontology annotation, cellular component: nucleus. The record is from RefSeq and is a predicted model, not a curated record. NCBI's taxonomy places the organism in Eukaryota, Fungi, Ascomycota, Sordariomycetes, Xylariales, Hypoxylaceae. The transcript has a single exon. Gene Ontology annotation, biological process: transcription by RNA polymerase II. The coding region runs from base 1 to 1404 and encodes 467 amino acids.